GCCUACUUUGCAAAUUAAAGGUGUCAGCGCGGAACACAUUUUUGAGACGCCUAUCAGUUUCGAUGAUUUUUGCGAAAAAAAGUGUUGGCUUCAGCACAACUAUAGUCCAUGGGAGACAGUAAGAACUUUUUGGAAAGAGACAUCGGCGUAUAGAAUAUCAAGCCUUAAAAGUGAUGACAGCCUGAGCACCUUUUUUGAUGAAUGGCCACGCUUAACUGAUUUCAAUGGCUAUGAAUUAAUCGAUAUUGAUUUCGAAACAUUAUAUCCCGGAACUGGAAAUUUACUAUUUUUAAAACUAGAUAGCUUUUAUAAAAAAUUGGUACCAAUUUUUAAAGCAGAUAUCAAAGACAUAACUUCUAAAGAGCUUAUGUUAAAACAUCUAUUUAAAGACGACAUCUCGCAAGAUUCAAAAUAUUGCAUAAGUACACUGUUACUUCAUUCCUUACUUCAACCUCUCCGCCAAAGUAAGAACGAAAAACCGACAAUAGCAGACGCACAAGCUGAUUUCGUAACGCUUGUAACAACACCAAAUGAUAUUGAGCGUAAAAUUGAGGAAUUAAUAAACAGCUAUGCUAGUCGAAAGGAGAAAUUACAGCCUCAUAUCUUAGUUGUUGGACCUGAUUUCUGCAAGAUAUCUGAGUUUUAUGUGUUUUGUGAUGGAAUUAAAUGGAGAUGCUGCUCAUACAUGAAAUGUGUGGAUUGUGUAAUUAAGCUAAGUUAUGUUUAUAAAAUUAAGUAUUCGCACAACAGCAAGCAAGUUUGGGCAUUUUUGGAACAAUACUUUUUUGAAUUAAAAUCUGAAGAAUAAUUAUAA
Molecule: messenger RNA, 814 nt
Organism: Teleopsis dalmanni
Lineage: Eukaryota; Metazoa; Arthropoda; Insecta; Diptera; Diopsidae
Exons: 4
Coding region: 368-808 (146 amino acids)
Source: RefSeq, a predicted model, not a curated record